AGGAAGGGAGCGGGAACUGCAGCCAAUUCUAGCUCCACCUUUGGCUUGAGCUGGAUCCUUUUUCCUUGCUUCGGACAGCUGAGGCAGUCUCUUCCUGGUCAGGCCCUCUCGUUCUCAGCGUCGGUACUUACCGGAACGUCUGUGCCAGCGUGCAUUCGGACAGUAAGCCACGGUGCGAGCCGGGCACUGUACCAGGUUCUUUACGCGGAUUUUUAUAUAAUUCUCAAAACAACUGUGUGAGAGUCUUCUGGGCCAUUAUGGCAGUCAAGUGGACUGGUGGACAUUCUUCUCCUAUUCUCUGCCUGAAUGCAAGUAAAGAAGGACUAGUGGCUUCUGGAGCAGAGGGUGGAGAUCUCAUCACUUGGGGUGAAGAUGGGACUCUAUUAGGACACACACAGUUCCAAGGGGCUGAUGAUGUUACUAGUGUCUUAUUUUCUCACUCCCGUCCCACCAAGCUCUAUGCCUCACAUGGAGAAACUAUUAGCAUAAUGGAUGUCAGAUUCCUCAAAAGUUCCCUGGACCAUUUUCAUGUGAACGAAGAAGAAAUCAAUUGUCUUUCAUUGAAUGAAACUGAAAACCUGCUGGCUUCUGCUGAUGACUCUGGGGCAAUCAAAAUUCUAGAUUUGGAAAAUAAGAAAGUUAGCAGAUCCCUGAAGAAACAUUCCAAUAUCUGUUCCUCUAUAGCUUUUCGACCUCGGAGGCCUCAGAGCCUGGUGUCAUGUGGACUGGAUAUGCAGGUGAUGCUGUGGAAUCUUCAGAAAGCCCGGCCACUGUGGAUUACAAAUUUACAGGAGGAUGAAACAGAAGAAAUGGAAAGCCCACAAUCACCUGGUCAGCUCUUAAACCCUGCUCUAGCCCACUCUGUCUCUGUGGCAUCGUGUGGUAAUAUUUUUAGUUGUGGUGCAGAAGAUGGUAAGAUUCGAAUCUUUAGGGUGAUGGGAGUCAAGUGUGAACAGGAACUGGGAUUUAAGGGCCACACUUUGGGGGUAUCCCAGGUCUGCUUUCUCCCAGAAUCCUAUUUGCUGCUUACUGGAGGGAAUGAUGGGAAGAUAAUGUUGUGGGACGUGAGCAGUGAAGUUGAGAAAAAACAGAAGAGUCCUGCAAAGCAUACCCACAGGAAGAAAACUAAAAGAGCAACUUAUACCAAGAAGGGUGGAAAUACUAAUGCUUCAGUAGCAGAUGAGGAAGAACAUGGCAGAAUUUCACCAAAGCUAAAUAUUGAACAUGGAGAAAAAGUGAACUGGCUCUUGGGUACAAAAAUAAAGGGGCACCAAAAUAUAUUAGUAGCUGAUCAAACUAGUUGUAUAUCUGUAUAUCUCUUAAAUGAAUUUUAAAUCCAAUAAAAUCAUUUGAAGAACUGUGGCAAAUUUUUUUUUUAGAUUUAAAAAAAUACUGAUUCUUUAUUUAAACUAUUGGUCAUAUGUAGAAUCAUUC
Messenger RNA from Cynocephalus volans (Philippine flying lemur), 1434 nucleotides. RefSeq names its product WD repeat domain 53 (gene WDR53). The transcript is spliced from 5 exons. The coding region runs from base 258 to 1334 and encodes 358 amino acids. Gene Ontology annotation, molecular function: protein binding. NCBI's taxonomy places the organism in Eukaryota, Metazoa, Chordata, Mammalia, Dermoptera, Cynocephalidae. The record is from RefSeq and is a predicted model, not a curated record.